CUGUAGCGUCGAGGAGCUGAUAUCUCACGCGGCAGACAAUCGUCUAAACAUCUCGUGAGUGCGUGCGAAUGCGUGGGGGUGCGCGCCUGCGUGAGCGCGCCGCGUCCGUCUCGCUGAGGAUUGAAAAUCAUCGACCAGCCGCUGACCCCGAUGGAAACUCUCCGGUUGAGAUGAUUAUCUGGAGUUUAGACGUUUUUUGAAUUUCCCUGACAGUUUGGAGCCGCAGGUCGGAGUGGAUUCUCCGCUCUGCCGUCCCGUAUGGUUAUUCACUGACUUGUUUUAAGGAGAGAUAAACAUUUGGAGGAUCCCUGGAGACGCCUCCUGGGAAAACUCAGUCGCUUGACAGCUCCUCCCUGCAUUUAAAGGGAACUUUAGAGUUAAAAGACAAAAAUGGCAGCGAUUUCGGGGUUCAUCUUUUUAUGCGUCCUUCAAGCUGCAAGUCUUCAACUGGUGCCUCGUGGACCCAGACCUGUACCUGGGCCAGGUGACAGCCCAGGGCCGACUCCACCUCCGCUGCCCCCCCGACCCACGCCUGAAGGUUGUGGAAGAAUAAUCGAGUGUCCCAUCAAGCUGUACUUCACGAUCGACACAUCCGAGACCAUCGCCUUGCAGGAGUCCCCGCCCGGCAGUCUUGUCGACAGCCUCAGAGAAUUCACCAAGAUCUUUGCGCAGAAGCUGGCCGACGAGGAGUACAGGGGCCAGAUCCAGAUCUCCUGGUCCAUCGGGGGACUGCAUUUCUCCCAGACGCAGGUGGUCUUCAGCCAGUUCACCACCAGAGAGGACUUCAUCCGGACUCUGGCGUCCAGCAGGGCCAUCAGAUACCUGGGAAAAGGCACCUACAUCGACUGCGCCCUGAAGAACAUGACCCACCAGAUGACCCACCACUUCACGGGGACGAAGGCCGUCAUGUUCUCCGUCGUCAUCACGGACGGACACGUGACGGGAAGUCCGUGCGGCGGGAUCAAGGCGACGGCAGACAAGGCCCGGGACCAGGGGAUUCACAUUUUCUCCGUCGCGCCGUCCAAGAAGGUGGAUGAAAUCGGCCUGCGGGAGAUCGCCAGCUCCCCCACCGAGCUGUACCGCGACGAGUACAUCGCCGUGGAGAUUAUUGAUGGGAAACCAAAACUGAGCACUGAAUCCAUUGAUCGUAUGAUAAAAGUCAUGAAAUAUCAAGCAUACCUGCAGUGUUAUAAACCUUUGUGCUAUGAGGCUCCGGGGAUCGCUGGACGAAAAGGUCCUCGAGGUCCAAAAGGAUUUAAAGGAGACAACGGCAAGGCUGGGCCCAAAGGACAGAAGGGACGACGGGGAGAUCCAGGCAUCGAAGGUCCAAUCGGACGGCCCGGGCCAAAGGGAGAAAUUGGUUGGAAAGGUGAAAAGGGUGAAAUUGGAUUAAGUGGAGCAAAGGGAACGGCGGGCGGGCCUGGGCGGAACGGAACAGACGGACAAAAGGGUAAAAUUGGUCGAAUUGGGGCUCCCGGAUGUAAAGGAGAUCCAGGCGACUACGGACCGAAUGGCCACCCUGGAGAAGUGGGUGACUCUGGGCGACCAGGUACCAGAGGAGAGAGGGGUGAUCCAGGCCGCUCAGGGAAGCCAGGCCCCCCUGGCCCUGCAGGUGAACAAGGACCAAAGGGCGAGAGAGGAAGUCCCGGGAGUCCGGGUCUACCGGGAGAAAAAGGACCUGCGGGGCCAGAUGGCUCUCCGGGCCGAAAAGGCGAGGCAGGACGGAGAGGAGACCCUGGAACAGCGGGGGCGGCGGGAGCUGCUGGGGGGAAAGGAGCAAAGGGAGAACGGGGGACGCCAGGGGGCAGAGGUCGGCCUGGGGACGAAGGACUGAAGGGCACCAAGGGAGACCUCGGACAGCCAGGACCAAGGGGCUCUCCAGGGGAGCUGGGAAGUCCAGGAGGAAACGGCUCUGCAGGAGAUCCUGGAGAUCCAGGUCCAAGAGGAGACUCUGGGCCGCCAGGACCAACGGGUGACAAAGGAAGACAAGGAUUCAACUACCCAGGGUCGAGAGGCCCGACUGGAGACAGAGGCGAACCGGGCAGGAGGGGGCCCAGAGGGCCCCGAGGUGACUGUGGUCCCAAAGGAGAAGCUGGAAAUCCAGGACUUCCUGGAGAGUCUGGGGAACCAGGCCAGACAGGAAAGCCAGGAGAGAGGGGACCCAGAGGAGAGCCCGGACCUGAUGGGGGUCCUGGUCCUGCGGGCGAUCCUGGGCUCACUGAAUGUGACGUUAUGACUUACAUCCGGGAGACGUGCGGCUGCUGCGACUGUGAGAAGCACUGUGGCGCUCUGGACAUUGUAUUUGUGAUCGAUAGCUCAGAGAGUGUUGGCCUGACAAACUUCACCAUGGAGAAAAACUUUGUGAUCAGCACCAUCAACAAGCUGGGAUCGAUGGCCGCUGACCCUGCUUCGCCCACCGGCACGAGAGUCGGAGUCGUACAGUUCAGUCACAACGGGACCUUCGAAGCGAUCCGACUGGACGACUCAAACAUAAACUCCAUGUCUGCCUUCAAGACAGCAGUGAAGAAUCUGCAGUGGAUCGCGGGAGGCACCUUCACUCCCUCGGCUCUCAAAUUCGCCUACGACCACGUGAUCAGGGACAGCAAGAGAGCCCGGGCCAGAGUGUCCGUCGUGGUGGUCACGGACGGCCGUUUCGACCCCCGCGACAGCGACAAUAAACUGCGCUACCUGUGCGACGACCCCGCCGUGGUGGUCAACGCCAUUGGAGUCGGCGACAUGUUCGACGAGAGGCACGACAACGAGAACCUGCUUUCGAUAGCGUGCAACAAGAAGAACCGCGUCACCGAGAUGAAGCGCUACACCGACUUGGUGGCGGACAACUUCAUAGAGAAGAUGGAGACUGUGCUCUGCCCCGAUCCAGUAAUCAAGUGCCCUGAUCUGCCUUGUAAAAUGGAACCGGACGUGGCUCAGUGCGCGGAGCGGCCGGUAGACCUGGUGUUUCUGGUGGAUGGCUCAGAACGUCUUGGGGUGGAGAACCACCGCCUCAUCGGUGAGUUUGUGCAGACCGUGGCCGACAGGCUGAUCCUGGCCAGGAGCAAGACGGACCGAAGGCGAGCCCGAAUCGCGCUCAUGGAGUUCGGCAGAGAGAGCGAGAAUUACGUGGCUUUCCAACUCACGCACGACCCCGAGGUCAUUGCCAACGGCCUCUCAAGCCUGCGCUAUCUGGACUCGUCGUCAAGAGUCGGACCUGCCAUCAUCCACGCCAUCGACAACAUCCUGGGCAAAGGAAACGCCCGCCAGACUCGACGCAAUGCCGAGGUUUCGUUCGUCUUCAUAACAGACGGCGUCACAGACAGCAGCGUGCUGGAGGAGGCGGUUAACACGAUGCGUGGUCAGCAGGUCGUCUCCACGGUGAUCGCCACAGGAAGUGACGUUGACCAAGCAGUCUUGCAGAAGCUGGCUAUGGAUGACCAAGACGCCAUCUUCAAAGGACAAAGGUUUUCUGACCUGGUACGGUCCAGUCUGUUUGAUCGCUUCAUCCAGUGGGUGUGUUGAAGACGGGCUGUGCUCACGUUAGGAUUUUAUGGUGCUGCAGUUGUUCCUCUGCCUAUACAGACGGUAGUUCGUUUUGAUUUUAGCCUGGUGUUUCCCAUUAAUGUUUACGCUAGCUUAGCAUUGUUCACCGCUUCCAAACAAGUUUAGGCCCUCAGCUUUGCAAAAACGAUAAUUUUUUACAAGCAUUUCAAAGUUUGUGUUCCAAUCUCACUAAAGGGAAAUACAGAAUGUACAUAUUACUGACUACAUUAGAUUUCAUACCAGGGUUAGCGGUGCUUGACAGUUUUCCUGAGGUGCUUAGUCUUUCAGCACUGUAACUGAGCCGCCAUCGUUUGUUUGGAUCUUUUUUUUUCUCUUCUGUUUUCUCAAGUGCAAUGAAUCCACCCCAAUUUCCCAAAAACCGAUGCUGAAUAUUUCCUCUGAUUCUGUGAAGAUGAGUCAACACCCUCCGACAGGCCUCUCUAAUCUCUGCUUACAUUUGGUCAGACUUCAAGUAAACUCCUAAAAUAAAUUUUGUAGAAAGCUUCCAGAGCUGGGAUAUCUCAGAGAUGUUUCAGGCAAGUCCUUGUUUCCACACUUCUUUCUGACCAAAUUAGAGGAAUAUGCAGGUUUAAGUAAAGCAGAAUUAUCGUUCAAGCACAAGACCGUUCGUUUACUCCGACUCUGCUAUGCACUGUGCAGUUUUGCAAAUGAUGUCACAGCGACGUACUUUACUACAUUCUGUGUGAAAAACUGUAUUCAUCCACUGUUUUGUUAUUCAACAAUAUAAUACAAGUCAUGCAUUCUUGAUCAACAACCAAGCUUUACUGAUUCCACAUAAUAAAGCAACAGUUUGUUGGACACGA
Messenger RNA from Salarias fasciatus (jewelled blenny), 4361 nucleotides. Its product is annotated as collagen alpha-2(VI) chain-like. The transcript is spliced from 29 exons. The record is from RefSeq and is a predicted model, not a curated record. The coding region runs from base 391 to 3516 and encodes 1041 amino acids. NCBI's taxonomy places the organism in Eukaryota, Metazoa, Chordata, Actinopteri, Blenniiformes, Blenniidae.